This is a messenger RNA of Spinacia oleracea (spinach), 2578 nucleotides long. RefSeq lists its product as uncharacterized. The transcript has 2 exons. NCBI's taxonomy places the organism in Eukaryota, Viridiplantae, Streptophyta, Magnoliopsida, Caryophyllales, Amaranthaceae. The coding region runs from base 809 to 2023 and encodes 404 amino acids. The record is from RefSeq and is a predicted model, not a curated record.
GCCUGGAAUGUCUGUUUGGCCCAGGUUACACCUACUACUAUCAGAACCGUUAUUUCUUUCGUCUGGCUGUGUCUGUUUAAGCAAUGGCCGCUGACAUUAAAUUUAUUCAAGCGGUUGCUGUGGUUAAAGAAGGACGGUGAGACAGGGUGGAUGUCGGCCUAUAGUGCAACAAAAAGGAAGACUGUGCAUCCUCCUCUGUCGAGUUGUAAAGACUGGCAGGAUCGUUUUUAUUUUGUUCAAGUUCCCGACAAUUUUCUUCUUCGGCGGACUUUUACCAAACCCAGGCCUCGAAUGGAGUAGUAUAACCAGCGUGGUUUGGGCCGUCGGGAAAGAAAAGCAUUUGAUUAUUUAGAGUGCGACAUUCUUGAUGUCGGCCUCAGCAAAAAGCAGGCUGUAAAUAGAAAUUGGCUUCCUAAUGCCUAUUAUAUUUUGGGUAGCCAACCGUUGUCUGCUGUUGGCUUAUGCAAUACUCAUUGCUUUGGUAAACACACCAUUAGUUGAUUUGCCCGGCUGAAAAUACUCAUUUUUUCCUUUAUUUUGUACAAGUGUCUUUCCGGUAUUAAUUCUUUUGUCGUCUUUUUCAGGUACGAAAACCUUGGAUAGAGAACUUCUUGGUUUUGACGAGAAUUGGAGACCUGUGUGCACGCAGCCUCCUCAACCUAAAGCUAAAUACGACACAAUAUCAACGUAUUCGACACGAGCUUCCUCUCGUCGCUCUACUACCACUGUUGCGAAGAAUCGCGUGAGUGCCGCCUGCAAAUCCAAAUCCUCCUCUGUUGUUGUUUCUCAAGCUCCGCCCUCAUCCACAAUGCAAUCCAAUCCUACAGGCCGAGGUGGAACCCGCCGAAAAAGGUCGUCUCUUAAUUCCAGUCGGUCUAAUCCGACUAAGAGGGUAAGGGCCACCGGUGAGGAUGAUGCUUUCGCCGAUUUCGAGACAAAAGAGCCGGUCUUGGAGUCCGCCGCCAAGAAAACUACUGAUGCCACCCUUCAGGCGCAGCCGUCUCCACAAGCUUCUCUUGAGAUUUUGGACGAGGGUCCUGUCGGCGGAUUUAUUGAGGACUUCCACCGCCAAGCUACUUCUGCUGCUGUUACCGGUGGUAAUUCUAGUAUGCCUCCUGUCAGUCGCAGCGAGAACAAGUCUGGGGAUUCUAGGCUGAAUUAUCACCUACCCCUCCGCACCGGUGGUUGGAUCGAGGAUACUCCUUUCAAGAUUCCACCGCAAAUGAAGUCAUGGUCCGAGACUCCUGGCGGCGAACCUACCGACCAGUUUUAUCCCACCAUUGACCUGUUGUGUGGGGAGUCGGUGGCUACUGACUCAGCUAAGGACGGUGGUGACUUAGGCUACCGUGCCUUUAAAUAUUUGAUAACGCCUGCUGACAGGCCACAAGGUCAGAUUGAUGCCCCUGCUGCUCAACACUUUAAUGACCUCUACAAGGCCGUUCAGUCCAGCAUGGACUUGUACUAUGUUUAUCGCUGGAAUCAGCUGCAGCUGACUCAGAAUAACAUUGAUAUGGCCGACUUAAGGAAGCGGGCUGAGGAUGCUGAGUCUUUGCUGGAAGACAGCAAGAAGAAGUUGGAUACUGCGGCUUCUGAUUUGGAGGCGGCUAAUAAACGGCUCAAGGAUAUUGAGCCUAGGCUGCAGGCUGAGACUGAGAGAGCAGACGGCUUAGAUCAACGGCUGGCAAGUAUUAAUGCGAGCUUGCCGGGAGUGAAGAAAUCUGCCGCCAAGAAAGCUGUUGAUAAACUUCUUCAGUCUGACUGGUUUAACGACAUUCUGACUCUGCGCCAUAACGGCGGUUGGUGUGCUGCGCAUCGGGUCGUUUGCCAUGUGAAGAAGCUGGACGAGGAUGGCUGGCAAGAGUUUGAAGAUGGUUAUGAGGAGAAAGAGCUGUAUAAGGUUGCAACCGGCUUUGAGCCUCAGGAGCUACCCGAGGCGGUGAUUUGCAAUGCUAAUCAGAGGACCCUGCCUCCUUUGGAUGUUCCGGAAGCAGCAUAUUGGUCUGAUGAUGAGCAUGCCGUUUGACGGUUUCGGCAGUCAUCACCUCCCUCCUCUUGCGGAUCUUCUUCUUUUCCCAGCCGGCCUCAUACUUGUUAGGAUUUUUAUUUUUAUUUUGGCGGCUGGCUUUUGAUUUUUUGGCAAAUGCUGUUAGGGCACUUUAAUGUUGAUGUAAUUUUAAUUUAGAACAUCGUAUUAUUGUGGCGGUGUCGGUUUUAUUCGGCAUCCCUUUGUGCCUUGUUAUCAGCUAAUCACUUCGCAAGUUUUUUGGGUGAUGGCUGUCGGUUUUUCGUGUAUUUCCUUUUGUGGCCAUGUAUUUAUAACAAGUAAUUUUUUGAUUUCAUAUUUACUUUAUUUUGCGUAUGAUACUUCCAAUUAUGCCGGUAUUACUAUCUUGCCAGCUUGUUGAAUGUUAUAUUUCGAAAUGAAUGUUCCUUCUACUGAUAUGAUUUGUUUAACUUGUUGAAUGUUAUGCUUCACAAUGGAGUGCCCCUUAAAGGCAUUUAUUUUUCCCAAAGUUACUAAUUACAUCAACAUUAUUAUGGACUGCUACGCUUCACAGUAAAGUGCCCAAACGGCAUU